Coffea arabica (coffee) is the source of this 1732-nucleotide messenger RNA. The record is from RefSeq and is a predicted model, not a curated record. Lineage: Eukaryota; Viridiplantae; Streptophyta; Magnoliopsida; Gentianales; Rubiaceae.
CUUCUCGAAAAUGGGGUUUGAUUCCUUGCAGAAAAGCUUUAAUUUCCCAGCAAGAAAACUAGUGAUUAGAGCAGCUAGAGCCGAGUCCAAAGGCGUCUCUCUUGGUUUCAGAGCACCCCAUUUUGAGCUUCCGGAGCCGCUUACGGGUAAAAUGUGGAAAUUGGAGGACUUUGAACCGUAUCCUGCUUUAUUGCUUCAAUAAUUUCCUUCAACAACCCAACAGUUGAAGCAUGUCCUGCCUGAAAGAUCACCGUGUUUCUCAGCCUCCAUAUAUGGAAUAUUGUAGCAGCUAGGCAGAGUCUCUUGAGUUGGUGCGCAAAGGAUUUAGAAGUCCAGUGAGCUGCAAUCCAUGCUAAUUCCUCCUCCCAAGUAUACUUACGUCUAUAUGUCAGACACAUCACCUGCACUUUCUUCCAAACUGCCCUUGUUAUGUUCAUUUGCAAUCACUGCCCCUUUGUUAAACACUUGAAAAAGGAUAUUGUAAAGCUCUCGAAUUUCUACAUGAAGAAAGGGCUUGCAGUAGUAGCGAUAUCAUCAAAUUCUACAGUUACUCAUCCGCAGGAUGGACCUGAAUUUAUGGGAGAAGAAGCAAAGCUAUUUAAAUAUCCUUUCCCAUAUCUGUAUGAUGAGACUCAAGAUGUUGCAAAAGAUUUUGGAGCUGUGUGCACACCUGAGUUUUUCCUUUUCAGAAAGGACGGGCGUAGGCCUUUUGAGCUAGUGUACCAUGGCCAGUUUGAUGAUUCACGGCCAAGUAAUGAUGUGCGGGUCACAGGAAGGGACUUAAGCCUUGCAAUAGACUGUGUUCUUAGUGGUCAGCCAGUGUCUUCAGAUCAGAAACCAAGCAUUGGGUGCAGUAUAAAGUGGCAUCCCAAGGCACAGCUGUGAUUAUUCCUGCUGGAGUCAGCUUUUAUAAGCUGAGAGUCACAUGCAAGCGAUGCUAUAAGGGAUCUGUUCACACUAUUAGGACCCUUUUGUCUCCAUCACUGUGUAAUUUUUUUUUUUUUGGGUGCAGAGAGACUUUUUAAGUAGUUGAUAGUGUUGAUGGAGGACUUCAUACUUUAGCAUAUAUUUGUAAAAUUGAUUUCUGAUGUACCCUUUUAAAAGUACCUUAGUUUGUGGUUUUGACAGUCAAAUCAUCCGAUGCAGUGAAGAGUGAGUGUGAGAAAACCACAUUUGUAUGACUCUGCUAUGUUGUACGUGGGCUCUUUAUUCUCCUUGCAGGGAAGUGCUUAUCAACCUAAACAUCAGAUGUUAUGCAUCCUUAGCCAUUGAAGCUUGAUAGCUUACUGUGACCUACCAGUGGGACUGAGAAGUUUUGCCAUCACAUGCCGAAAAGCAACGCAUCUUUCAGAAGAUGAAACUGUAUCUCCCUUUAUCUUUAGUGAAAGCAAUGUUGGAGGAAUUGGUAAGGUGUGAUGGUCCAUUUGGUUCCUACUAAUUAUAAGCUCCAUUUGCUUCCGGCCAACCAAGAUUUCGUCCCUUUCGUGUCUAUCCCAGCUCUUCCCCAAAACAACCCAUGGGAUUGAUAGCUACUUCUCCAUUUCUGGGACCCAUUGUAAAGUAUGCAUGUUUAACUUAAUGCAGGCUUGAAAGAUGUUUGUAGCUGCUGAUAGCGACUUCCUUUAUUCUGAAUCAUUGUAUGGAUAUUAUUUCAUUAUCUUAGCCUUCUGGUUUUGAAUAAUUGAUGUAAAUUCACCAAUGACAGAGAUAUGCUUGCUUAGCCCUUGAUUGA